Messenger RNA from Aspergillus japonicus CBS 114.51, 1689 nucleotides. Its product is annotated as MFS general substrate transporter. The record is from RefSeq and is a predicted model, not a curated record. Gene Ontology annotation, molecular function: transmembrane transporter activity. Gene Ontology annotation, cellular component: membrane. The transcript is spliced from 2 exons. Gene Ontology annotation, biological process: transmembrane transport. Bases 34 to 1689 code for a protein of 551 amino acids. NCBI's taxonomy places the organism in Eukaryota, Fungi, Ascomycota, Eurotiomycetes, Eurotiales, Aspergillaceae.
GUCACGUUCCUCAACAGCGAGCAUUUGAUAAUAAUGAUCUACUCGCAGAGCCAACUCACCUUGUCAGUUGAAGGUACACUAAAUAAACAGGCCGCUCGAUCUACGUCGCGUCAUGUGGAUGAGGUUGCUCAGACUGCGUUCCCGCACGCUCAGGAAAGCAUCCACACUUCCCCACAGGAUGAUGACGCUCGCAACACUGCCAAUAGUCUGACUUCCAGACUCGACGUGGAAGGGUCAGAGCAUCGGGUCAUGCAGAGCACACCCCCGGAGUUGUCUAACUUUGCCAAUGAGAUAGUCUUUGUGCUCCUGUGCUCCAUGGGCCUCUUGCUCUUCGGGGUGUUUCUCGGAGACGUUCUGGUGAAUCAGCUCAUCUUUCCCCGCGCCUUGCGUGUCACCGAAGGCAGUACACCAUGGCUCGUGGGAUCCUUUCUGUUAGCAAAUGGAGUGACUGUGAUCAUCGCCGGGUCGGUGAUCGACCUCCUGGAUCCUAAACUGCCUAUGACACUUGCGUUUGGCUGGCUAGUCAUCUGGAAUCUGGUUUUGGUGUUCAGCAUUCACCCGGGACGUGCGAUCCUGUUCUUCGUCGCUCGAGGCAUGCAGGGAGUGGCUGUGGGGGUACUCCAGGCCUCCUCCAUGAGCCUUUUAGGCCGGCUGUACGCGCCUGGGCUCCGCAAAAACCGAAUCUUCUCCUUGAUGGCUGCCAUGGCUCCCAUCGGGUUCUUGAUCGGCUGCCUCAAGGGCGGUGCGCUGGAGGCCCAUCUGCCCUGGAUCUUUGCCGCCAAUGCCAUCCUCUCUGGCCUCUGCGUCACGGCGUCGAUCUGGUGCAUUCCCGCAUUUGCUCCCGCGAGCAACAGCUCGAUCCUGGAGGACUUCGAUGGCCUCGGGGCCCUGUGCGCUGCAGUAGGCUGUGGACUCGUGAUCUUCGGCCUGACACAGGGCGCCCCCAGCGGCUGGCAGCCCUACACUUAUUCCACCAUUGUUGCCGGGAUGCUCUGCUUUGGGCUGUUUUACCUGGCCGAGCAGCGGGCCGCACGGCCAUUGAUCGACAACCGCCUCUGGACAACUCCCGGGUUCACCCCGCUAGCAAUCUCCUACUUCCUAGGCUAUGGCGCCUACAUCGGCGGCUGGAUGUUCUACGCCGUACGCUUUUUCCUCUCCAUCCAGCAGAAAGCCCCCAUCACGGUCGCACUAUACCUAAUCCCCAACCUGGUCUCCGGCAUCGCAGCUACCUGGGUGGUCUCGCGCACGCUGCACCUCGUUCCCGGUCACUGGCUGCUCGCCGUGGGGAUGAUCGCCUUCACCAUGGGCCCGGUUUUCUUUCUACCCCAGACUGCCACCACCACCUACUGGGCGCUGGCCAUGCCGGGGAUCGCCCUCGUCACCUUCGGGCCUGACCUGACCUUUGCUGCCGCCUCCAUUUUCAUCACCUCGAGCGUGCCGAAAUCCUUCCAGGGUGCCGCGGGGAGCUUGCUGGUGACGAUUCAAAAUCUGUCUGCGGCCAUCGGGACCGCUCUUGCGGAUACUGUUGGGCAGCGUGUGAAUCACGGCGCUGGCUAUGACCUGGAUUUGGGGGCUUUGCGCGCGAUCUGGUGGCUUAGUCUCGGGAUGGCUGUUGUUGCUGCGCUAAUUUGUGCUAUCUUUAUGCAAAUUCCUGCUCUCAACGCAUUGUCACUAGGCUAUGUCAAGUGA